AUGAAGUUCUUGAUAUCCCUCGUGGGAGCAUGUGCUCUCCAGACACUCGUUUCGGCAAUUCCUGCUUUCCCAGGUGCUGAAGGAUUUGGUGCGAAUGCAGUCGGUGGUCGAGAGGGCGGCACUGUUCACGUAGUGACAAAUCUCGAAGAUAAAGGGGCUGGCUCGCUUCGCGACGCAGUGUCAGGCAAGAAUCGAAUUGUUAUAUUUGCGGUGGGCGGUUGUAAGUAACACUAUAUCUCUCAGAAGACUUGAGCUCACAAUAUUUAUAGUAAUCAGCAUCAAAGAGCGUAUCGUUGUAUCGGAGCGCGUGACGAUUCUCGGUCAAACUGCUCCGGGAGACGGGAUUUCUGUCUAUGGAAAUGGAUGGUCUUUCUCAAAUGCAGACAAUACUAUUAUUAGAUAUGUUCGUAUUCGAAUGGGUAAGGUUGGGACUGGAAAGAAAGAUUGUGUUGGAAUAGCAGAGGGCGAUAACAUGAUAUUUGAUCAUUUGAGUGUUACGGUAAGCGUUCUGUGACAGUGUCGGAAAGUUGGCUAAUUGGUUGACUUUGGUGGGGACGAGACGAGACUUUCUCCAUCAAUGGCCCAGUAAAUAACAUCACUAUACAAAACAGCAUCAUCGGUCAGGGACUUGAAACCCACUCCGCAGGAGGACUGAUGCAGUCCGACGGAGGAAUUUCACUAUUCCGCAACCUUUACAUUGACAACAAAACCAGGAAUCCCAAAGUCAAAGGUAAUGAUCCCUGGAGCUUCCAGAAGUAUGCCAUAUUAACAUAUUUUUAGGUACCAAUGAUUUCACAAACAAUGUAGUAUACAAUUGUAAGUUAAGCCCUGCUCAGUUUAACUACCUCGAACUAAUAAGUUAGGGGGUGGCGGUGGCGGUUAUAUUUCUGGUGGGGACUCAUCAGGCUCGUCAAACGUCAAUAUCAUAGGGAACUUCUUCAUCUCUGGCCCAAGUACUUCUGCGACAGCUUUCACUCGUGGAAAUGCGGAUUUCAAAGGAUUUGUGGAUGGAAACUUAUUCGACAGCGAUAAGGACGGAACUCUAAACGGGGUCCUUCUCAGUGCAGAGUCUGCCAAUUUUGGUGGAAUGUCGAUAGCGCCUACCAGGUUCGAUUACCCAGCACCUGCAAAGAUUCUUACUGCGCAGGAAGCACUCGAUUUGGCAUUGAAGUCAGUGGGUACAAGUUUGGCUAGGGACAGCGUCGAUAAACAGUUGAUCGAUGAGGUGAAGAGUUUCGGAAAGGUCGGGGAACUGAUCUCGGACGGUGAGGCGUACAUCUUCUAAUCAUGAUCAUUUAUACUAAAUUUCGUUUAGAAAAUGCAAGCCCAAUGAGUGGCCCAGGAACAAUUGCCCCGGGGACAGUGGCGGUUGAUACCGAUGGUGAUGGUAUCCCGGAUGCUGAGGAGACCAAGUUGGGCACAGAUCCUAACGUUGCCGAUUCCAUGACGAUUGCGGCAAAUGGGUAAGUUAUCUCUCUAUUCUUAUAUUAAUCGAACGUCUUGCUAACUGACUAUAUAGGUACACCAAUUUGGAGAACUGGGCGAACUCGCUGGUACCUGAAAGUUAGUAGAGCAGACAUAACACUGUACAUAGUCAAUAAUGCUGAUGUGUGGCAUUUUUAAUUUCAU
This is a messenger RNA of Hymenoscyphus albidus, 1629 nucleotides long. NCBI's taxonomy places the organism in Eukaryota, Fungi, Ascomycota, Leotiomycetes, Helotiales, Helotiaceae. The record is from the annotation of a GenBank genome assembly.